AUGCGGUUCUUCAACCACUUUCCCGCCGUUUAUAUCGGCAGCCUCGCCGUCGGAGCCGGCCUCGCGGCGGCCGAUGAGGCCCAGCCAUACGUCACGGAUUACGAGAAUUAUAACGAGGGCUAUUAUGGCAAACAUCCUAAUCAAACGUACAAGACAACAAAAACGUACGGCCCGAAAUUCCAGGUCAACCAGUGGUACCCUGAGAAGUCCGGGCUGAGCAGAUAUCUGUUUUUGUCAUCGGUCGCUGGCGAGCAAGCAGCCACUCCGUUCAUUAUCGACACUACAGAUUUCAGCUUGGUUUAUGGCGAACCACAAUGGCCAGCAGCCAACAACCCGAGGAUACAAAUGUACAACGGCAAGCCAUAUUUCACGUUUUGGGAGGGCAGCGACUACCGAGGACACGGCUUGGGCUAUUGCUUGUUGUACGACGAGUCCUACCAACAAGUUUACAACAUCUCGGCCAAGAUGAUCAACACCAAGGCUGAUUCACACGAAUGCCAACUGACCCAUGACGGAACCGCUCUCAUCACGGCCUACGAGAGGAUUCCUUUCGACAUGAGCAAUGCACCAGGCGGCGGACCUGAGGAUGGCCUGCUUCUGGACAGCAUAUUCGAGGAGAUCGACAUCGCCACAGGCGAACUCAAGUUUCUAUGGCGGGCCAGCCAUCAUUUUGAUCUCAACGAGACUGCGGUCAACUGGGGCACUGGCGACUACGGCGCUCCCACAGAGGAGGUUGGCUGGGACUUUUUCCAUAUCAACAGCAUGCAGAAGACGCGGGAGGGCAACUUCUUAGUGUCUGGGCGUCGCAUCAAGUCGCUGGUCUACAUCGAUGGCAAGGACGGAUCAGUGAUAUGGCAGCUCGGUGGGGCGAACAACCAGUUUGAGGACUUGAGCGGCGGUAAUGCCACCAAUUUUGGCUUUCAGCAUACCGCGCGAUUCCUGGAUGAAGAAAUGACCGAGAUUACCCUGUUCGACAACCACGACCUCGAUCCAGGCAACCCGUCGCCCGGCUGUGUUGAGGGCACCUGUUCCAGAGGUCUUCACCUGCGCAUCGACACCACGAAGAUGACCGUCGAAGUUGUGCAUGAGUAUUACCACCCGAUGGAUAUCGCAUCUUGGGCAAUGGGCGGUAUUCAGAAGCUCGACAAUGGAAACGUCCUCGUGAGCUGGGGCACGACACCAGUCAUUACUGAAUACACAGAAGAUGGCGAGAUUGUCCUUGACGCGAUGCUGGGUCCCUGGUACGACCAUCCUACCAACAGCCAACCAGUGUACCGCGCGUGGACAAUGGAUUGGACCGCCAGCCCACUCUGGAAGCCGAGCAUUGCAGGUGAUGAGAAUUAUGCGUAUGUCAGCUGGAAUGGAGCUACAGAGGUGCAUUCUUGGGAUCUCAUGGAGGGAAAUCUCAGAGAGAACAUCACGUUUACACAAAACGUGAAGAAACGUGGGUACGAGACUGUCAUACCACUGAAGUUCAACGGCGCCUUCCUUGUUGCGAACGCGUUGGCCGCAGAUGGCACAGUUCUGGCAACCACAGACGUGUGGGAUAUGGCCCUCGGAGCAACUCACGAGGCUGGAGCUGUAGGCUAUUGCAAGAUCGGUUGCGGCCAUCUCGACGAUUUCGAUCACAUGAUUGUGCUUCUCGCAGGGUUUUCUGGGGUGCUUCUCGUGAUCAUGUGGGUAGCCAGGAAGAGGACUCUGUGA
Molecule: messenger RNA, 1704 nt
Organism: Diaporthe citri
Lineage: Eukaryota; Fungi; Ascomycota; Sordariomycetes; Diaporthales; Diaporthaceae
Exons: 3
Coding region: 1-1704 (567 amino acids)
Source: RefSeq, a predicted model, not a curated record